This is a messenger RNA of Anguilla rostrata (American eel), 4596 nucleotides long. RefSeq names its product E2F transcription factor 7 (gene e2f7). The transcript has 13 exons. Gene Ontology annotation, cellular component: RNA polymerase II transcription regulator complex. Gene Ontology annotation, biological process: regulation of transcription by RNA polymerase II. Gene Ontology annotation, molecular function: RNA polymerase II cis-regulatory region sequence-specific DNA binding; DNA-binding transcription factor activity, RNA polymerase II-specific. Lineage: Eukaryota; Metazoa; Chordata; Actinopteri; Anguilliformes; Anguillidae. Bases 427 to 2883 code for a protein of 818 amino acids. The record is from RefSeq and is a predicted model, not a curated record.
CACAGGCACUUCCAGGACCGCGCCGACUCCCCCGCCAACACACUUCUGGAGGCGUGGGACUGUUGAGCGUUCAUUGGCUAGAACAUUAUUACGCAUCCAGACUUGUAAAGACUGAUUGGCUGGAUGAACUGAAACGCUUCAGAGCGCCAGAAAACAAUCUUUAGCGGGUGUUCUUCUAACUUCUGAUCAGUAGUAGAGUAAUGCCAUUGCAUGCAUUAGGAGAGGGAUUGGGACCUGGUAAUAAGUUGGCAUUUUUUAAGUCUCUUUUAAUCACAGAGAGGAAGAGAGAACAUGUUAAUUGGAAGAAACGAAUAACCUACCACAAACUGUAGAUUCUUUAGCUGCCUAACGUUAGUUACUGUACUUGCAAUAUAUAGUUAUUGUAUCAGAAUAGCUAAGGGAAAAUAACUAACCAAGGUAUUAUAGAUGGACACUGAAUGUUUAACUUUACGGGAUCUCAAGAGUGUAACGUCAAGAAAGAGUACAAGGGACAUGGAUGACGAGGAGGGAAGUCUUGAUCAGAAGGAGAACAUCUGUGCGGAGCGCAGGAAGGUGACACCGCACAAGAGUGACCCGGGCUCGGCGGCACUGGGCGGCAGGAAGGGCCUGACCCCGGAGCGGGCCAACGUCACCCCCAUCAAGCCCCCGGACCGGGCCCUGCCUGAGCCCUGGACCCCCACCACCAACCUGAAGGUGCUGUUCAGCGCCAUCAGCCCCGACAUCCGGGACCGCGAGAUGAAGAAGAUCCUGUUCCGGCCCAUUGAGAACGGGUGCGAGGAAGAGGAGGAGGCGGUGACGCCGGAGGACCCGGGACAGUUCGACGCGGCGGACGACGGCGUGGACGAGUUCGAGAAGCAGAAAGGAAGCAGGAAGCAGAAGAGCCUGGGCCUGCUGUGCCAGAAGUUCCUCUCGCUCUACCCAGACUACCCGGCGGCGUCCGAGAUGACCAGCAUCUCCCUGGACGAGGUGGCCUCCAGCCUGGGCGUGGAGCGGAGGCGGAUCUACGACAUUGUGAACGUGCUGGAGUCUCUGAUGCUGGUGAGCCGCGUGGCGAAGAACCACUACCUGUGGCACGGGCGCAAGCAGCUGCGGCAGACGCUGCGGGGUCUGCAGGGCCUGGGCGCGCAGCAGGGCUACCGGCUGCAGAUGGAGCAGCUGCGCGACUGCAAGCGCAGGCCGUCUGCGCAGCCGGCCGAGGAGAGCGCAGACGCAGACGCGGGCUCCGGGGCGGCCAACCGGCGGAAGGAGAAGUCGCUGCGGAUCAUGAGCCAGAAGUUCGUCAUGCUGUUCCUGGUGUCGGAGACGCUGACCGUCACCCUCGACGUCGCCGCCAAAAUCCUGAUCGAGGAGAGCCAGGACACCGCCAGCCACAGCAAGUACAAAACGAAGGUCCGGCGGCUGUACGACAUCGCCAACGUGCUGACCAGCCUGGGGCUCAUUCAGAAGGUCCACGUCAAGGAGGAGCGGGGGAGGAAGCCGGCCUUCAAGUGGAUCGGCCCGGCCGAGUUCCAAACCGGAGAUGAUCUGGAGGCUGUGGCAGCAGUUUCACUCCCAGAGUUCCCGGAGGAAGUGCCGACGGGCGUUUCCUGCGGCGGGAGGCAGAGGCUGGCUCGCCACGCCUCUUUCAACGUGGUGCCCGCCUCCGUCAUCGCCCAGCGAAGAGUUAGCUCCGCCCCCAGCAGCCCUCGCAGGGAACUGACAGGUAAAGUCUCCGAGCCCGUGGAUUAUUCCAGAAGGACCGGGAGCAGCAGCGCUGUGUGCCGGCUGCAGUUCGGAGACGACGUCGGAGCUCAGCUGAGUGGGGGGCCAAAGACCGUCGCCCCAAAAAGCCACCCGGUGAGCCCUGUGCUCGCCCCUCUGGCCGUACCCGUCCAUCAAGAGGCCCCCUACAGGCCCCACCCCUUGCUCUGCCCCGAAACGCUGCUACCUCGCUUCUACACCGGCACGGCCCAAACCUUCGGCCCCGCCCCUCCCACGGCCGCCACCCCGCCCAGGGACGAGCGGGAGCCCCGCCCCCAGCCCCACGCGCCGCUGUACAUCCCCAACCUGCCGCAGGCGUCCGUGCUCAUGCUGUGCGGCGGCGCCGCGACGCUCGGCCAGGGUCAGAGGUCACCCGCGUCCAGCGGGGAGGGAAUGCUGGGAAAGAGGAAGAUGGAGGAGGAGGAGGAAGGACACGGGAUUAAGAGGGACAGGGUGGAGCCUUGUCAUCAGAAGGGAGGGGACAGGGACGGUGAGCCCGAGGGUUCCCCGAAGGCCUCCAGCCCCGGGACGUUCGCGUACGACGGCUCACGGCACCCCGCGACGCAGCUGCAGGAGGAGGCCCCGCCCAGGCCGCUCAGAGACGCCCCCCCGCCCUCGCACUACCUCUACGUCCCCAACUCCGCAGGCCUGAACGGUUUGAACUUCCUGCUGUCCCCCGGACACGCCCCCGGCGGGCUGGCUCUGUCCCAGGGGGGCCUGUCGGCUCUCGCCCUCCCCUACGUCCUGGUGCCCACCGCGGCCCUCUCCGCCUACCCCCUCCUCGCCAGCGGGGUCCCGGGGGCGUGCGGCGGUGGCGACGCCCAGGGCGGCAAGAUCAGCUUCGGCGUGCCGGCGCAGUUCGUGGUGGGGGGCGGCUCCUUCGCCGUCUCGGGGGCGGCGGGGUUCGGGGGACCCCACCCGGAGCAGGCCGCUCAGACGGACCCCCCGCGGGAGCCCGGCCAGCCUCCCGCGUUCCUCAAAAUGGAGCCUCAGACGCCGCUGACCCCGAAGGAAGUCGGCCUCGCCACCUCUCAGGCAUUUUUCCAAACGCCGGGGACCCUGAAUGCUGCCAGCCCCCCCGCCGCCCGCCGACGGGGCUCCGCCCAAAGGAGGCUGGACGUCGGGCUCCCGCCGGCCAAUUAGGAGCCGAGCUGAAUGCCGGCGUGCCUCUUCCCAGAAGCUCCGGCUGCGGUUUUUCGAUGAGGCCCAGAGAAUGUAGUUACAGCCCACUCUCGCUCCUGAAUGGGCGUUUGUUGCACCUGAACAGCGUAGUUCGUAGGACAGCCUGGGUCAACUUCAGCCGCACCCGGGAGUUUUGCCUUUUUCUAAUCAAGUACUAUUGCUUCCUACUGCAGCUGCGCUGGCUGAUUUCUUGCCGCAGGUGCUAUUUUUUUUCGUAAUUACUGUACAUAUUUUCUAAGAUUUUGGUACGUAACUAAGAAAACCACGGGGGGACACGUUACUGAAGUGCGUUGAGUGGACUCUAUGCUGUCUGCAGGGGCCCUUCCAAGUGAUCGGUGUUUGUUGCACUGCCCCCUAGUGGAAGAUUCCUGCCCUGACGGAGAUGAAAUGGCUACCUGGGUAAUUCUGCAUUGCCCCUCAAUAGAAACAUCCCAAAAUUAUUUAUGUGUUUGUUAAACUGUGCAAAGGAGUCGGGCGGAUCGUUUUUUUAAAAAUGCUAUGUUUUAACGACUUGAAGAUGUGAUCUCUUCCAUCAAAUUCGAUAGCACUAAGUAUUUCUAACGUUUGCAUGCGAUUUUAUGAAUGUGUCUUGAUAGGUCAUACUGUGGCAGUUCAGUGUAUGUAUAGGUUAUAAUAGGAAAAUUGCUACUUUCUUAUUUUUAAAAAAAGUAUGUUUGAUCACAGGAAACAGUAAAAUAUGUACACAAGCAAUCUUCCCAGGAUGCAUUUCACAUGGUGCUCUUAAUGUUUACACCGGGCGGUGUCGCCCGCUCGCCCCCCCCCCCAGUGGUGAGAGAGCGAGUGCGAGUGCCGCUUUAGAGAACUGGAAGAACUCCAGCCGCUGCUGCCUGAAAGAAUGAGCAGCAUUCGCUGUGAAGCCUGUCGUCUGUGCCUUUAAUGGAGAGGGAGAGGGAGGGAGAGAGAGGGAGGGAGGAGAAAGAGGGAGAGGGAGGGAGAGAGAAAGAGAGAAGGAGAGUGACAUAAAGAAAUAGAGGGAGGGGGAGAGAAAGAGAGAGGGGGGAGAGAGAGAGAGGGAGAGUGACAGACAAAGAAAAAGAGGGAGGGAGAGAGAAUGGUGUGUGGAGGUCUACUAACCAAAAGUCCAAGGAGGAGGUUGAUUAUAAGAGCUUGAUUAAAAUGAGAGAGGCUGCUGGUUUGUGGACAGGUGGCAUGGUUACACAAAAGGUCCCAUUUUCAUAUUCCUGUUGUUAGCUUGAAUGUUGUUUUGAAUGACGCUAUAACACUAUUUCAUUCUGCGUAGAACUUGGAUAGCAUGUGAAAUUGUGAAAGUAAUGCUGUGAAAGUUGUAGUGAAUGAUUUCAGGUUUGUAGGAAGUGAAUGGUUCAUCUUUGCACAGUUCUGCAACUUGAAAUGUUUUCUGGGAAAUGUACGUAUAUUCCUGGUGUAUCCCUGAUAAUUAUUUCUAAACGCUAAAUACUUGCACCUACCUGCAGCAGUCUUUUGGGUAUGAAAUUAUGCUCUUAAGGUAUUACAUAAUGCUGUUUUGGCUUGGUUUUCCAUUUUCAGUUUUUUAAAAUUUUAGGUGUGCAAGUUGAGCAAAAUUGCAAUAGCUUUAGUAUUUACUGGAAGACAUCUUCCUCUGUCAGGCUGAAAUAUGCCUCUUUAAGGUUGUAGUAUUAGGCACAUAACUGUCUGAAUUUCAAUUUUUUUUUU